Mercenaria mercenaria is the source of this 4139-nucleotide messenger RNA. RefSeq lists its product as uncharacterized. The record is from RefSeq and is a predicted model, not a curated record. Bases 1474 to 2751 code for a protein of 425 amino acids. NCBI's taxonomy places the organism in Eukaryota, Metazoa, Mollusca, Bivalvia, Venerida, Veneridae. The transcript is spliced from 3 exons.
UUUUAGUUGAUGAAAACAUGAAUAAAUAUGGAAGCAGGCUUUUUGAGGAGCUAAGAGCUAAAAUUUUGGAAAACUGUAAAUUGUAUGAACUAUUUUGCAGUGUUGUACACUUGUGCAGGGUAACUAAUCAAGAGCUUGAUGAAAAACAUGCUACUCAACACUCUGAUUACAAUCAGACAGUAGUUCAAAUUAUCUUCAAAAAAUUAUCAAACUGUUUUUGAUGGUGAUAGUGCAUCAGUUUAGGAAAGAUAUUUUGGAAGCAUUUAGCAUACAAAAAACAUGGCUCAUAGGAAACAGGUGAGGGUGUCUGAAAAAUCAAAAGGAAAAGCUAAAGUUAGAUCUCAAAAAGAUGAUGGGGAAAGGCCAACUUCUUCAAAAGACACAAGUUUUGUCACAAGUUAUAUCCAGGAACUUACAUGUAGCUCAUCAAAGCCAAAACGAAAAAGAAAAAAGUACUAAAAAUAGUGAAAAUUUAGACACAUUAAGUAGUGAAAGUAGUGACGAAAAUGUAAAUCUUGACAUUCAGGUUGAAAAAAACAAAAGAUCCGGAUGUUAACGUUGAACCAGUGGAAGAUGCUGAUGAAGAUGAUGAAGUACCAUGUCAAGUUUGUAAUUUAAAUCAGAAUCAAGCUCGUGCACAAACAGAAUGGAUUCAAUGUGACAGUUGUAAUGGUCGGUUACACCGAAAAUGUGCUGGGCUUCAGCAUCAUCUCAGAUGGAAAAAAUUUAACCGUAAGGGCGUACAGUUCUUCUGUCAAAAAUGUGAAUGAAUAAAAUAAAUCCAGACAGCUACAUUUUCCUAGAGAGUACUAUAUCAGAAAACAUUGAAGACUAAAAUCUGGAAAAAAAACAAAGAAAGAUGUAAAUAAACUGUUUUAAAAGUUAUAAAACACCAUUAACAAGUUACAACAGACAUUUUCAGGUUAGACGAUCUCACACAACGUAAUCUGAGAGUAGCAGAUUUAGUCGAAAUCAGAGAAAACAAUGUUUUCCGAAAAAAAAAUUAUUUCUACUGUUUACAUUUAGCGUGUUUGAAUAUUCCGCCAAUCUUUGUACAGGCGCACAUAAUAUACUUACAUUAAAGGCAGUGAAAGCCGGGCCCAGACACACCUCCGCCGCUGACCAAUGAGACGUCGUCUUACAAAAUCUCCCGAAGCAUGCGCGUUGGAUUAGCAUGGCCGCGGAAGGACGAUUGUAAACACAUCGCGAAAAAAACAGAUAAAGAAGGCAGGGCAAGAAAUGGUUGUCCACACUCUGGACAAAAGAUGAGCAUGCUUUGAUGGAACAUCAUUCAGUUCCUAGAGACAAAAAUUGAGUCAUCCUUUCUUGAUUCUGUUUUUAGUGUGCCCGGGUAUAAGUUGGAAAGGCGCGACAGAAAUAGAUAUGGUGGAGGCGUUGCCUCCUAUAUACGUUGUGACAUUCAUGCUAAAAGGCACAGGGAUCUAGAAUGUAAUAAACUAGAAAAUAUAAUAUAUGAGAUAUGAGGUGACUCUUAAUAAAGUCAAAUGGUGCUUUAUUUGUGUCUAUAGGCCACCUGGUCAGCCGGACAGUGAGUUUAGUGAUCUGUUUAGUAAAACCUUGGGUAAGUGUAUCACCCAUUUUGAUUUUUAUAGUACCAUUGGUGACCUUAACUAUGAUCUAUUAACACAAUCUAAAUGUAGAACACUGACUUAUAUUAUGGAGUUAUUAGAUCUUACAAACAUUGUUAAAAAUGCAACUUGUUUUAUGAAAAACUGCCAACCUUCACUUUUAGAUGUUAUUUUACCAAACUCAAAAAAAAAAAAAAUAUGUAUGAAAACGUUUAACUUUGGUACUGGAGUAAGUGAUUGUCACAACAUCAUAGGCACAGUCAUAAAUAGUAAUACUACUAAGGAUGAAAAGAAAAAAAUACAAUAUAAAAGUUUUAGAAAUUUUAACUCGGACGUUUUUAAUGAGAAGAUAUCUAACAUAAAAUUACAAAUACAAGAAAACCCAGAUAGUAUAAAUCCUGAAAAUAUAAACAUGUUGUAUGACGGCUUUGAAUCAAACAUAAAACAAAUUAUUGAUGAUGAGAUUCCAACAAAACAAAAGUAUCUGAAAAAGACACAAGUGCCAUAUAUGAACAGGGAUCUGCUAAAAGCUAUUUAUAAAAAGAAAAUGAACUAUACAAAAUAUUUGAAAAAUAAAAACUCUAAAUCACGGAAAAGAUAUAGAAAAAGUAGAAACUAUGUAAAUAAACUAAAAAAGGUCUCAAUAAAUAAAUAUUUCCAAGAACGCUGUAUUGGCGAAUGCAAAAACACUGACUUUUGGAAAACUAUUAAAGCAUAUUUGUCAAAAAAGUCUAGUAUCACAAACUCUAAAAUUAUACUUAGUUAUGAUCAAAUUAUCUCGACCGAUACUGAAGCCUCAGAAAUUUUUAUCAGUUUCUUUGUAAAUGUAGCUAAAGAUAUUGGUAAAGAUGCUCCCUUUGAUAAAGAAACACAUCCCAGUAUUCAGAAAAUUUCCUUGCAAAAAUUUCUUCACGGUGCUUUCAAUUUUAAACCAAUCAGUCAAGGAGCUGUAUCCAAAAUCAUAGAUAAAUUCAACAGUAAGAAAGCAACAGGGGUAGACAAAAUAUCAGCUAAAAUUUUGAAACUUGGAAAAUCAUCAUUAGUACCAUUUUAUACAGACUUAAUUAACCUUUCAAUCAAAUCGGAAAUUUUUCCAGACCGAUUAAAACAAGCGCAAGUAACUCCAAUUUUUAAGAAAAACGAUCCUCUGACCAAAUCAUAGACCUGUAAGUAUUCUGCUUGUAUCAUCAAAAAUGUUUGAAAAAGUUUUGGCUGAGCAAUUAGCACUUUCCUUUUAAAACAUCUUCGAUAAAUUCUUAUGAGCAUUCAGAAAAGGACAUGGCUGUCAAACCACCCUAUUAAAACUUUUGGAAAACUGGAAAGAAGCUCUUGACAAUAAUCAUUAUGUUGCUGCAAUCUUAAUGGACCUCUCAGAAGCUUUUGACUGUUUACCCCAUGAAAUUGUACUCUGCAAACUCUCUGCAUACGGUUUAUCUGAUCAAUCUAUAAAAUUAAUGUCAUUAUAUCUAUCUAAUAGGAAACAGCAAGUUAAAAUACCAAAUGUGGUUAGUAACUGGGCUGAAAUUAACAAAGGUGUUCCUCAAGGUUCAAUUUUAGGCCCCCUUCUUUUCAAUGCUUUUAUUAAUGAUAUCUUUUAUUUCAUUAAGGAAGGAAAUCUCUUCAAUUAUGCAGACGAUAACACUCUGUCUUUUCAUACUCCUGAUUAUCAAAAACUAGUUACUUUUCUGCAAAAAGAAAGCCAAAUUCUUAUGCAAACUCUCCGCAUACGAUUUAUCUGAUCAAUCUAUAAAAUUAAUGUCAUCAUAUCUAUCUAAUAGGAAACAGCAAGUUAAAAUACCAAAUGUGGUUAGUAACUGGGCUGAAAUUAACAAAGAUGUUCCUCAAGGCUCAAUUUUAGGCCCCCUUCAUUUCAAUGCUUUUAUUAAUGAUAUCUUUUAUUUCAUUAAGGAAGGAAGUCUCUUCAAUUACGCAGACGAUAACACUCUGUCUUUUCAUACUCCUGAUUAUCAAAAACUAGUUACUGUACUUCAAAAAGAAAGUCAAAUUCUUAUUGAAUGGUUCCAUAUAAACUGUAUGCAGGAAAAUCCUAAUAAAUUUCAAGCGAUAUCUGUAGGUAAGAAGACUCAUGAUAAAAAUCCAACUUUUCAAAUAGGUGACAGCUCAAUUAAAUGUGAUGAUGUAGUAAAAUUACUUGGUGUGGAAAUUGAUUUUAACUUAACCUUUGAUCAACAUAUAACUAUGUACAAUUUGUAAAAAAGCUGCACAACAAAUUAAUGUUCUAAAACGGAUUGGUAAACAUCUCAGUAAAUUAAAUAGACUUACAAUCUUCCAUAGUUUUAUCUUAUCAAAUUUUAAUUUCUGUCCUUUAUCAUGGCAUUUCUGUAGUGUUACAAAUACUAAAAAAAUUGAAAAAAUUCAAGAAAGAGCCUUAAGAUUUGUAUAUGAUGAUUAUGUAAGUACUUAUGACCAGUUACUAGUGAAAGCAAAAUUACCAUCAUUGCAUGUAAGAAGACAAAGAACUAUGGCUAUAGAAACUUUUAAAAUGUUAAAUAAUUUGGCACCUCCAGUUCUAUCUGAUCUAAUAAAUAA